Molecule: messenger RNA, 1327 nt
Organism: Melampsora larici-populina 98AG31
Lineage: Eukaryota; Fungi; Basidiomycota; Pucciniomycetes; Pucciniales; Melampsoraceae
Exons: 7
Coding region: 79-975 (298 amino acids)
Biological process (GO): signal transduction; positive regulation of protein phosphorylation; cell division
Cellular component (GO): nucleus; cytoplasm
Molecular function (GO): protein kinase activator activity
Source: RefSeq, a predicted model, not a curated record
CAAGCUUCAGCUCACCAUACAUACUCAAAUCGAUCACGAACACCAUCCCUUGAAAAGCUUGCCUCUAAACAGAUCGACAUGUCUUUUCUCAAUCGAGUCGGCAUCGGUUCUACCAAGUCAUCUAGCUCCAAUAAGCCCAAUCAACCUGGGACCACCGCUCCACCAGCCUCUUCUACAGUAUCUCAACAACCCCCAACCUCUUCGGCUUCUUCUCAUCGAUCUCCCCCUUCACCAGCUGCCGCCACUUUUGAUCCUAACCAAUACGCUAGUGGACUUCCAAAUAGCUUAAGCAAUCUUUCCUUGACCGGCAAUGGCUCUCCUCAACGAGCUGUCACCUCUUGUGGUCCUAGUGGAAAAGCUCUCUAUUUGUGCAACCCAUUUGUUAAGGCGGCCCUCGUGAAAGGUAGUUUUCGGACCAUUGUCUCUUUACCGAGAUACUGUGACGUCAAUGAGUGGGUUGCAGUCAACUUGGUCGACUUUUUCAACUCGCUCAAUUUGUUUUUAUCCGUGACCCCCGAAUGUUGCACUGGAACUUCUUGCCCUACUAUGUCUGCCGGUCCAGGAAUGGAUUAUACUUGGACCAGUGCGACUAGCGGUACGAAAAAACAAGUCAAAGUUCCUGCUCCUCAAUAUAUUGAUUACGUGAUGACAUGGGCUGAGAAGCUAUUAGCAGACGAGGGUACCUUUCCGACCAAGGCUGGUCGUGAAUUCAACUCCAACACAUUUCCAUCUUGUGCUCGUCAUUUAUACACCCAAUUCCUGAGAAUCUUUGCUCACCUCUAUCAUGCUCAUUUUGAUCACUUUCUACACUUAUCUUCUGAGGGUCAUCUGAAUUCUCUCUUUGCCCACUUUUUGCAAUUUGGUGGGGAGUUUGACCUGAUUGAACCCAAGGAGUUACGCGCUCCCAAGGAAGGUGUUCCUUUUGUAGUAGGAGAUUUAUUAGACGCUUGGAAGACGAUGGGCAUCUUGUCUUGAUCUCACACUCUUUCCCUCAUUCUUUCUUUCCUUUCACACUUUCAUGCUUAACAGAGCCAUCCUUGAGUAUUUUUUCGCACGUACUAAUUUCUUUUCGGCUCACUCACUUAUACUCUUGUUUAUAUGAGGAGAGAUCUCAUUGGUUUGGUCCAUGCACGCUAAACAUAACGUGGGUGGACCCAUAUGCACUUUGACAUUUUCUUUGGUCAUGUUUGGUCAUAGAUGAAACAUGUUGACUUGAUUUGAAUUCCACAAACCAUGAGGCAAGAAUCCCUCGAAGAAAACAGUACAUGUGAUUAUGAUACAAUGGUACAGAAGAAUAUUGAUGGAGUUUGAGAUUUUUAUCCCAGAG